AUGGCGCCUUCUUUAUUAUUGCUACUAUAUAUCGUGACGGCUGCUCUAGCGAAUCUCUGGGGGGCAUUCAGGGACUCCAAAGAUGUUAAGGAUUUAACGGGCUGCGAAGACACCGAGGAUCUGGAGGACACCGAGGAUCUGGAGGACACUGAGGACCUGGAGGACACUGAGGAUCUCGAGGACAUUGAGGAUCUUGAGGAGAUUGAGGAUCUCGAAUACAUCGAGAACCUCAAGGGCGUUGCGGCUCCACUUAUAAUACACGCCCCACCCACCGGCAAAGGACCAGUCCCAAUAGAUCCGUUCUUCGUCAUGUGGUCUCAUGAAAAUGAACACGAGAUUGAAUCAUAUUCCGAAAAGUACACCAUAGUACUAGUCAAGCUUGAAGUUGAAUACGACCCGUGCGACGAUUUAUUCGAGCGAUACGAGCUGAGCUCCAUUUAUUCGACAGACGUUGGAGGUGCGGAUGGUUUUCUGGACGUUCCUGCUUCAGAGUUCACAUUCUUUGCACCCGGUGAGACGUUGACGGUUGACUUGCUUUUUUACAGUAAGCAUGACAUGGAUAUUAAUAUGUGCACAUCUGUCCGUGUGUCCAUGUUCGCACCAGACCCUACACCUGCUUUGGCCUCAGCCAUCAUAACCCCGACAGAGACUAUCGAGUGGCUCCCAACGCCGACCACGGACUAUGAACAUAGAGGAGAGCUCGGAGCCAAGGUCGAAGACCCAUCAGCUGGCGAGAAAACUGGUAUAAGUGUCGCAGUCAAGGGUGUUUGUCUACUCUUAGUUGCUGGAGGAAUCAUCGGGUUCCUUCGGCGUCAAUCGCAGCAAUUUAGAUGGCGGGCUUUACACAGUCAACGGCCAGAACAGAUUCCUUUGUCAACACUGGAACAACAGGAUCAGGGAAAUCUUGACGAAGGCGAUAAAAAAACGCUGGGAUGA
Molecule: messenger RNA, 936 nt
Organism: Penicillium crustosum
Lineage: Eukaryota; Fungi; Ascomycota; Eurotiomycetes; Eurotiales; Aspergillaceae
Exons: 2
Coding region: 1-936 (311 amino acids)
Source: RefSeq, a predicted model, not a curated record